Doryrhamphus excisus (bluestripe pipefish) is the source of this 2618-nucleotide messenger RNA. Its product is annotated as UDP-glucuronosyltransferase 3A1-like. The record is from RefSeq and is a predicted model, not a curated record. NCBI's taxonomy places the organism in Eukaryota, Metazoa, Chordata, Actinopteri, Syngnathiformes, Syngnathidae. Gene Ontology annotation, cellular component: UDP-N-acetylglucosamine transferase complex. Gene Ontology annotation, molecular function: glucuronosyltransferase activity.
UUUUCCUGAAACCCUCCAGCAGUUUUUCUGAUUCACUUGUUUUUCUAAUGACCCCUUUGCCACAGAGGAGCAUCGGUUUGCGUCCACAAUGAGUGCAUUGUCCAGGAUAACCUACAUGUCAAGCCUCACUUGCUAGCGGCGACCUUCCGGAGCACCCGCUACCCUAUUGUAGCUCAUUUAGCCCGGAUGUGCUGUCCUACCUACUUCUGCGUCCCUUCCAGUCAAUCCAAUAAUCAGCAAGACAAAUAUUUAGUUAUUAUUUUAAGCAAAUAUUAGCCACUAAAUGACAUUGCUUUGAGAAAAAAACGGAAGUACUGUCGUUGGAAUGACACAAUAUUGCUAUGAUUUUGCCUUUAAUGAACAUUCCAAUUUGCCCAGUUUGAUUCAAGAAGUGCUUUGGGGGACCCUGAGCCCCCCCUUAGCUGCCGCCCCUCCUCCUGGUCCCUCCCUUUCAUUAACACUGCAGGUCCAACGCUGGUCAACGUGACUUUUGGAGAAAAGUGUAGACACUCAUCUGUCAUGUGGACAGAACCAUGCACACAGACCUUCGUGGCGCCUCCUGAAUGACAAGGACAGAACCAACACCUUAAGAUCAACAUCAUGGGGCUAGUGGUUUGGAUGUGCUCGCUGCUGGCUCUCCCACUGCUCCAGUCUGCCAAGAUCCUGACUGUCUGCCUAAUUGGAGGAAGCCACUACUUGCUGUUUGAUGAGAUCUCUCACAACUUCCAUUUACAUGGCCAUGAGGUCCGCAUGCUCUUACAACUGGGCAACCCUGUAGUCACAGGUUUGUCCUAUGCAGGCCGCAAUGACAGCUACAAGACCAGCACUUGGUCCUUAGGAGAAGAAUACAUUAAACAAUACAACGGCUGGUUCUUGGAGCAACAAGCUCAGUUUUUACUGGGACGGGAUAGCUUGAAUGGCUUCUUGAACUUCAUGGGGCACCUUUCCUAUCAGUGUGAUCACCUCUUGGGAGACGGAGAGCUAAUGAGAUUCCUACAGCGGGAGCAAUACGACAUGGCCAUCGUGGAUGCCUUUAACCCCUGCUCCUUCAUCAUAGCACACAAACUUGAUCUCCCCUCCAUCGCCUUCUAUCCUGGCACUCUGAACGGUCCUCUGUCCAUCACAAUCCCCUCCUCAGUGUCCUCAGUGCCAGUUUGCAGCUCCCAGCUGUCCGACCACAUGGACCUCUGGGGGCGGGCAAAGAAUGUUUUCUACUCACUCGUAGGUGCAAUAGGCCAGCAAAUGGUCUGGUCUAUGUUCAAGGAUGUAGCUGACCGCCACCUUGACUCAGGCUCUCCCCCUGGUGGUCUGCACGAGUUCCACCAAAAUGCUGAGCUGUGGGCCUUCAACACCGACUUCUCCUUGGAGUUCCCCCAGCCUCUUCCACCUUACACUGUGCUGGUGGGGGGUCUCCUCAAUAUGGUGGCCCAGCCUCUGGAUCAGGAUCUUGACUUGUGGGUGUCCGGCUUUGGAGAGGCAGGUUUCAUUGUUGUGACUCUGGGGUCAAUGGUCUCCUCUGUCUCUGUGGACCGACUCCUGGUGGAGCUGGUGGGGGGCUUCUCCAUGAUCCCUCAGGGCGUCAUCUGGCGGUACGACCAUGAGUGUUGGCCACCUCACCUGAGCAAACCUUCCAAUCUUCGCCUUGUGGACUGGCUGCCGCUCAAUGACUUGCUAGGACAUAAAAACAUGCGUCUCUUCAUUACCCACGGAGGUCAGAACAGUCUUCUCCAGGCAGUGUACCAUGCUGUUCCUGUGUUGGGCAUCCCUCUGUUUGGAGAUCAGUUUGACAACGUGGUGAGGGCUCAAGCAAAGGGUUUGGGUCUCUCCAUCGGUCCCACAGAGAUCACAAGCGAGCUGCUCAGCUCCACCGUUCAAACAAUCAUCCAGGACGCCAGCUUCAAGUCUGCAGCUCUGUCCCUCAGCAGCAUCCAUAGAUCACAUCCCGUUCCCCCAGCACUCCGACUGGUGCGGUGGGUGGAGCACAUCCUGCGUAGCGGAGGUGGAGCUCACCUAAGGCCGUCCUCACUGCAGCAGCCAUGGUACCAGAGGUACCUGCUGGACCUGCUUCUGCUUCUCUUCAUCAGCCUCGCCGGGCCCGUCCUUCUCUGCUGGCUUUUCUGCAAGAGCAAGACAAGCAAAGAUGAAGGCAAGAAAAUUCAAUAGUAGCACACUUAGGUUGAUAAGUCACUUCUAUGCUUAUUACGUGUGAAGAUGUUCAAUGUCAGUGAUUAAUAAAUGACUUAGACACUCCUAGAGAUAUGUUUUACAGUCAUUGCACCCCAUUUGACUGCAUAUCAAUCACAGGAUAUAGAUGUAAGAGAGCCACAUAGAGACUCAUGAAAAGAUAUUUUGUACAGCAACUCAUGUCCAUAUGCCAAGAAGUUAUAUACUAUAUAUUUCAAGAAAUAACUGCAUCAAAAACUUUCACUUUUCACAUUUUUUUUGUUCAUUUACCAGAUAUUUCAAAAUUGUUCUUGUAAUAUUAUGACUUUAUUCACAUAUUUAGAUUUUUUUCCUUUUUCCCAACCCAAUUUCUCAAAAACUCCAACUUUAUUUUGUUUUGUUUAUCAUAUUAUGACUAACUAAAAAAAUCUUUGAUAUUUCAACUCUAUGCUACU